CGAUACCUUCCGCCGGAGACCCUGAUGAAGAGGAGGUUCACCACCAAGAGUGACGUGUGGGCCUUCGCUGUCACGGCCUGGGAGAUCAUAUCGGGAGGCAUGCUUCCGUACUGGGAGCUGGCGGAUGAAGCAGAGGUGAAGCGUAAGGUGUCGCAGGGCUACCGACUUGCGAGGCCGCAAGAGCUUGACAACCACUGGGAGCAGCUCUGGAAGACCCUGAGAGACUGCUGGGAUACAAACCCCAAGGCCCGUCCUUCUUUUCAGGACAUC
Guillardia theta CCMP2712 is the source of this 270-nucleotide messenger RNA. RefSeq lists its product as hypothetical. Gene Ontology annotation, biological process: positive regulation of kinase activity; protein phosphorylation; multicellular organism development. Gene Ontology annotation, cellular component: signaling receptor complex. Lineage: Eukaryota; Cryptophyceae; Pyrenomonadales; Geminigeraceae. Gene Ontology annotation, molecular function: ATP binding; transmembrane receptor protein tyrosine kinase activity. The annotation marks the transcript as partial. The record is from RefSeq and is a predicted model, not a curated record. The transcript has a single exon.